This is a messenger RNA of Caenorhabditis auriculariae, 6651 nucleotides long. The record is from the annotation of a GenBank genome assembly. Lineage: Eukaryota; Metazoa; Nematoda; Chromadorea; Rhabditida; Rhabditidae.
AUGGAACAACUUCUAAAGCAUCUUCCUCACUGGUCGACUGAGAAAAAAGAAGUUGCGUUGAGGUAAAAGUUUUGAAAAAUUAUAAUCAAUGCGUUAUUUCUGAAUUCAAUAAACUUUUUUCAAAUUCUAUUGCAGGCUGAUCAUUUUGUUGGUGGCCAGUUUGACUGCCUUCACUGUGAGACUUUUUGCUGUGGUUCGAUACGAAUCCGUGAUCCAUGAGUAUGACCCUUAUUUCAACUACAGGUGACUCGUUUUGUCUUUAUUUUGUACUAUACCGUCAUGUUUUCAGAACAACGCAGUACUUGACCGCUAAUGGGUAUUACAACUUUCAUAAUUGGUUCGAUGAUCGAUCAUGGUAUCCUCUGGGGAGGAUCAUCGGCGGCACAAUUUAUCCAGGUUUGCAAAAUCCUUAUCCUUUUUAUUGCAUAUCCAUUAGGAUAACACAUGUGAUGGAAUAUUUUGCUCAUUAAAAAGAGCAGGAUGAAACGAAUAACUUUUGAUAAUAGUCUGUGGAAAAUUCGAUUUGAGAGUAACUGCAUCUUUCAGUAUAGUUUUUUUUCGUCAGGUCUAAUGGUUACGUCAGCGUUCAUUUUUAACGUCAUGAACUCGAUGAACCUCUCGAUCCACAUCCGGGAAGUAUGCGUCUUCCUGGCUCCAUUGUUUUCUGCUUUUUACUGUCCUGGCGACUUUUCUUCUCACAAAAGAACUCAGGGUCAGUUUUGAAAUUUGAUAAUUAUGCUUUUUUUAAAGAAAUGAGAAAUCUAAAGAAGUAAGAAAAAAAUCAGAAAAAAAGAUUUGGUCGAACAUUGUAUCAAAAAUUUUUCUAAUUUGAUGAGACAUUUUUUUAGAUGAAUUGGAAUAAAAAAGGUUUGUAUCACGAUAAAAAAACUAAAAGCAGGUUAUACAAAAAAAUCAAAUAAUUUUCAAAAAAAUUUCCAAAAAAACUGAGAAAAGAAGCUUUUUUCAAGUCUUCCAUAUUUUUCAAACUUCUCUUAUUCAGAAUACCGGCGCCGGUUUAUUGGCUGCUUGUCUCGUGUCCGUCGUCCCAGGUUACACAUCAAGAUCGGUCGCCGGAUCUUAUGACAACGAAGCCAUUGCUAUUUUUGCCAUGCUUUUCACGUUUUAUUUGUGGAUCAAAGCUGUCAAAACUGGAUCGAUCUCCUAUUCAGUUCUGUGCUCUUUCGGUGAACUUCUCAUCAGGAAAAAUAUAAUCAAAGUCAAUUUUCAGCCUACUUCUACAUGGUUUCAUCUUGGGGCGGAUACGUCUUUCUUAUAAACAUCAUGCCGCUUCACAUUUUGGCUCUUUUGAUUACCGGAAGGUUCAACAGAAAGCACUACAUUGCUUGGAGCACAGUGAGAAAAGUGUAGAAAAAAUGAAGAAAAUUUUGAAUCUGCCAGGUUUAUUCGAUUGGAACCAUUCUUUCGAUGCAGAUUCCUUUUGUUGGAUUUCAACCGAUUCUCACUUCUGAGCACAUGGGCGUCAGUUUUUCUUUUUUAAUUUCUUUAAAAAAUGUUUCAUGUUUCAGGCUCUUGGAGUCUUUGGAAUCUGCCAACUCGUUGUGUUUUCGCAGUACUUGCAAUCGAAAAUGUCCAAAGCUUCUUACGAUCUUCUUUUCCGUUCGGUUCUCUACGGCCUGGGAUUUGCUAUGUUGGCAACAAUAGUUUUGCUGUCUAUCUUCGGAAGUAAAAAAUCGGAGAUUUAUCACUCAAUUUUAUUUUUAUCUGAUUCAGAAAUCGCCCCUUGGACAGGAAGAUUCUAUUCUUUAUUGGAUCCUUCCUACGCCAAAAAUUACAUUCCUAUCAUCGCUUCGGGUAUUUUUAAAUUGAUGUCUGUUGGAGCCUUGAAUGAAAUACUUCAGUAUCGGAGCAUCAGCCGACAGCUUGGUCUUCGUUUUAUUUCGACCUUCACAUUCUUGUCUUCACGUUUCCAGUCGGGCUUUACUACUGUUUCAGAAACCUCUCUGAUCACAACAUUUUCAUAAUUCUUUACGCUGUCACCAGCAUGUACUUCUCGGUUUGUCAUAGAUUUUUCAAUGUUUUUGAUAAAGAAUUUAGGGUGUUAUGGUACGUUUAAUGCUUGUUUUGGCACCUGUCAUGUGUAUCAUGGGAGGAAUCGCGCUAAAUGGAGUUCUAUCUGGAUUCGCUAAAAACUUCGAAGACCAACCGGUAAGAAAAAAACCAACUUAAAUAUUAAUGAAGUAGGUUUCAGAUCGCAAAGUCUAAGAAAGAUAUACAAAAAGCACAGAACUACCCGUACAAAAAAGAGGUCAGUUUCUGGGAUUUUAUAGGGAAUCUCUUUUUUCAGGUUGCCACUGGAGUCUACGCAAUGAUCCUAUUUCUCGGCGUAUCUUACAUUUUCCACAGUGUCUGGGUGACGAAAGAAUCGUACAGUAGCCCAUCGAUUGUAUUGAGUGCAAGGUUAAAGAACCCGUGAUGUUAUCUUUCAACGCUGAACAUUGCAGAGGAGCUAGGGGUCAGGAGAUUAUUUUUGACGAUUUUCGAGAAGCGUAUUAUUGGCUGAGACAGAACACUCCUGAGGUUCGUUCUUUUUGAAAUAAUCGAUACACAAGGGCGAGUUCAGGAUGCUAAGAUAAUGUCGUGGUGGGAUUACGGAUACCAGAUAACGGCAAUUGCUAAUCGAACUGUUAUCGUUGAUAACAAUACUUGGAACAAUACGCACAUCAGCAGGGUAAGUUUUUUUAUAUUCUUGAUCAAACCUAAAAAAAAUCACUCAAGCUCAUUGAUAUUGCGUUGUGUUUUGAAAUUUUGAGCAUUUGGUCAAGGUUCAAAUUUUGAGCAUAUCCUACGAUUGGGCCGGGUGUUAAAAGGGUACUCUACUGACAAGGAAGGUUAUUCUACUCCGCGGUAGAGAAUUACUUGAAAUUUGGCCAGAGAACUUCUUGAUUUGCCUGAAAGUCUCAACUUGUCCAACUUUCUAGUUUUUGUGAAACGACACCCAUAGUCGUAGAAAACUUUCAAAGACCUUGAAAAUCGGCCUUUUACUAUUUUAAGCCCUUAUUUUUUGAGAAUUAAAAAUUUACAACUGUUGAAGCUUCUAAAACUUCCAUUUAGUACAUCAAGUAAGACUACAUUUUUGCCAAUUUCCGAAAAAUUGCCAACCACCUAGUAAAAUUACCUCACUUGUGAGCUAUAAUGUGUCGCUGUGCGCAAGUAGUUUUUCGUCAGGCGCAUUAUAAAAGCAGAUGUUUGGAAAAGCUGCAAAGACUUUUUUUUAAAAAAAUUUCAAGAUUUCAGUACAUAAAAUACAAUUUUGAGGUUGGCCAAGCGAUGGCUUCGAGUGAAAAAGAUGCCUAUGAAAUAAUGAGAGAACUCGAUGUUGACUACGUUCUUGUCAUUUUUGGUGGCGUUAUCGGAUACAGCAGUGAUGGUUUGAGAAAUUUGAUUAUCUUUGAAGGAAAAGCAUGUUUUUAAGAUAUCAACAAGUUUUUGUGGAUGAUCAGAAUUGGAGGCUCCACUCCCGAAGGCAAACAUAUCAAGGUAAAAAUAAUCAAUUGAUCCCUAAAAACAUUUUUUUUUUCAUUACUUUGAUCCAUGAAUCUAGAGAUUACAAGAAAGUGCUGAAAAAAGUUGUCCGAUUUUGAAAAAGACUUGGUGCAGUUUUAAUGGCCUUUUCCGAUGAAUGUGGCUCGAAAAUUUUCGAUAAAAUAAAUAAGAUUUUUUAAGUUUUGUGACGCCUUCAAAAAACGACCGUGAAUUUUUCCCCCUAUUUUUGACAUUCAGGAAACCGACUUUUAUACUCGCGACGGAGAAUAUCGCAUUGACAAAAGUGCUUCAAGUACAAUGCUAAAUUCUUUGCUCUACAAGUUGUCUUAUUAUCGAUUCGGUUACACUUUCAUAGCUCAGGUUUUUUUUUCGUUAAAUUUUUCAUUUCAUAAAACAUUAUUCAAUUUAGGGAUAUCCAACCGGUUUCGAUCGCGUGAGAAACGCGGAAAUCGGCAACAAAGACUUCGAACUGGAAUAUCUGGAAGAAGCCUACACGACAGAACGCUGGCUCGUCCGCAUUUAUCGCGUCAAAAAACCUAAAAAUCGUUUUUGAUAUUUUAGUUCAGUUAUUUAACUAGUAUACUUCGUUGUUACUGUUUCAGGGGUAUCGUGCUUUUAAUUCUUUGAAGCCAAAUAUUCGUUUUUUAUUUCGCAACUUUGCGGGAAACUUUAUAAAUAAAUACGCGUAUCAUUUUGAAAUUAUGAACUGACUUGAAAAAAAGAAUGAUUUUCCGAACUUCUCAAAAAUUGGAGUUUGGGUAAACUUAACGAUACUGCAGAAAAGAUUGCAAAGAACAAAAUAUUUGAAAUGCAAAAAGAAGAAAAGAUGUGGAUGAGUGGGAAACCCUUCAUUCAGAACAGCCGCAAUCUUAAAAAUAUCAGUUAAUGCUGUUAAAGGGAAACUUUUCGACGGUUUUUGUUCGCGUACGAUAAUCGAAAGAUAGUGAGCGUGCAAAUUGUCGUGAAGUCUUUCGCACUACAAUUCCUACAAAAAAAGACUGUCUUUGUUCCCUAUCUUUUGAGGGGGCUUUUUUUUCUUAAUAUUUCUCUUCGUCUCGGCAGUGGCGCUCGCAUGUGGCAUAUUGAUCAGACCAUAUCGUUUCCUUUUCUCAUUUCAUUCUGUGUCCCUGCCUUUGUAGAAAUAUCCUUCUCAGUCUAUUAAAUUGAGAUUCCGCGACAGUUUUCUGAACGUUUUCUGGAACUGUUUUCAUUUCUCAAUGUUCAGGUAAUGUGUUGAAUUUGGCUGCAUGUGAGACAGAAGUUACCAUGAAUUGCUGUCCUAAUCAGCUGAAUUCACUUGUCUGGCGACAUUUACGCGACUCUGGUAAACUCUAGUCAUCUUCACUUCUCAAGACGUUUCUAGGAUAUCAUCGGUCGGCAUAUCUCUUCUACACUGAAUGUGGUCUCGCUGAAGCCGGUCUGGCUGAUAAAAUAGAGUCGCUUCCUAGGGGAAGUCUACUUAAUGUCGUUCAGGUAUUGAAGGCCCAUGAUCAAAAAACUCUUCAACUUCAGAAGGGAGUACUAUACACUGAAGCAGUUCAACCAAAGGAGAUCCGCGACGUGAGGACCGACCAAGUCACUGUUUUUGAAGCAGGUAUUACUCAGCUAACCAAGAAUGUGGACUUUGUUCCUACAGGGUUGAAGGGACUUUGAUCUCAUUUAUGGUUUUUAGACAUGUUCUAAAUUUCAGCUGGACUUGUCGUGGAACCAGAAAGAAGGGAAACCAGUCGACAAGAUAAUCUCGAAGAUAUAAUUGACGUUGUCGGAACAAGCGGACCGUCUUCAGAUGUUCCAAGAGAAACGAACGCGGCUGUUGAAUCCAACGGUUCUGCACAGAAAAAGAAAAAAAAAGCAACGAAGAAAAAUGAAAGAAAAAGUCAGUUAGAAACGGAUAAUGAGAAAGCGCCGCUCAGCGGAUCUCCGUUGUUCGUUUCGCAACACAACGAAACUGUCUCAAGUGAGACUGUUCCUAGUGGCCCGACCUUAGGAAACCAGGAAAUGGUGAGCUGGGCUUUUCUUAGAGAAUGUUCAAAAUCAGACUUCAGGUAUCCCACAGCAGCGAUUUCUCCACGUCUCUCACCGCUUUGAAACCAGAACUUCCUGCACCAACCUUUCAACCUUGUGAACUUGGAGGGCCAAAAGAGUUGACUCCGAACACGUUGGUGAAAGAAGAAGGAACUAACAAUUUUCUCAAUUCAACAUUGGCGAAUCUCACGAAGAACAUUGUUCCUGCGUCAUACGGAGAACACCUUCCACAGUCUUUCCGCGCAAUACUACGAGAUGCUCCUUCUUCUUCGUCGUCAAUAUCUCUAUCACCGGAGCUUCUUGCAAUUCUCACAUCAACAGAUCCUUCAUUCCUGAACGCCCAAUUCACACUUUUACCCCCAGUUCUUGCCUCUUCGACAACAUUUUCUGUACCUUCCUUGACUUUUUGUCCUCCCGUGGUUUCUUCAGUUGCACCGACGCUCCCUCCUCAGAGAAUUCUGAGAUUCAAUCCGCCGCCAAUAAUGCCGGCAUUGCCGACAAUGGUAUCGCCGAAAGUCCCUGUGAAAACAGAAACGUCAUCAAACGAAAAAUCCGUUACCGAAGCUCCUCCAAUAGAAAAAAUGAUGACUCGAUCAAGAACUAGACCACUUGUGUCUGAUCCACCUACUCUCCCUCCCGUUGUUGCUCCCAAAAAAGAGCGACGACACAAAUUGGCUUCACUUCGGGAGCAUUUUUGUUCGCUUGCACGUGCCAAACAGAUAACAAGACAUCCUCAGUUCGUGAUUCGAACACAUUUGAAAUUAGUACCAAAUUGUUUUUCAGAGUUACAACAGGCCUACAUUUUGAGCCUUGCAGUUAUCAAUUAUUCCAUAGACAUCGUGGUGAAAUUUUCAACAGUGCUUGGAAUCCACUCAUUGACUAUUUAGUAACAGGGUUUUUUCGACAUUUUGAAACUUCUAAAACAAAAUUUCCAGUUCGGCAGACUCAGAUGCAAGAAUUUGGGAUUUGACGGAGGUCAACAGCCGAAAAUAUGAGGGGAGCAACGUCGACACGAUAACUAGACGUCUUCCACAUCAUACUGAGGCUCCUGAUACUCCUGAGGCCAUUUCUAGAAAAGUUAGGAAUCAUGAUUUGAUGAAAAAAUGCUUCGAAAUUCUGUGA